CCCCACGGCGAGCCCCAACCUGCUGGGCUCGGCACAUCCCUCCCGCCAGUGCGGGCCGAGGCGGCCGGGCUGAGCGGCAGCGCUCGGCGGGCUGGAGCAGCAGCAUGCCCUUGCCGAGGCGCCGGUCGUCCUUCUUGGGGCAGCAGCCCUCUUCCACCGCGGCCGAGGGCUCGGGACCGCCCGGCCGCCGGGUGAGCGUCGGGGGCGGAGGGAGCCUGUCGAGACCCCCCGGCGUCUACGUGGGCACCGUCCCCACCGGCGGCGUGAGCAGCUUGGGCACCCGAGUGUCCCGCAGGGCCCUGGGCAUCAGCAGCGUCUUCCUCCAGGGUCUGCGCAGCUCCUCCGCCGCCGUGCCCCUGGCCCCGGGGCUGGAGAAGGGCAGGGGCCUCUCCUACGAGAGCCUGAACGGCUGCUUGGUGGAGUACAUCGAGAAGGUGCGAGCUCUCGAGCAGGUCAACCAGGAGCUGGAGGAGCACAUCAGAGUCUACCUGGACAAGAAAGCGGCCAGCGUGGGCAGCUGGGGAGCGCUGCGGGAGAACUGGGAGGCGAUUUACCAUCAGGUGGGCGAAGCAGUCCUUGAAAAUGCUCGUCUUAUGCUGCACACCGAGAACAUUCAAGCCUGUGCUGAAGACUUUAAAGACAGGUAUGAAAAUGAGCAGCCAUUCAGAAAAGCAGUGGAAGAUGAAAUUAAUUCCUUGUAUAAAGUGAUUGAUGAUGCUAAUUUAACUAAAAUGGAUCUGGAGAGUCAGAUAGAGAGCAUGAAAGAAGAACUAACUCUGCUGUCAAAGAAUCACGAAGAAGAUGUGAAGGUAUUAUACAAGCAGCUUGCUGGAUCUCAGGUGGAAGAACUUGAUGUUCCCCUGGGAAGUGGCCUGGACGACAUACUGGAAAAAAUCAGAAUCCACUGGGAGAGAGACAUUGAAAAGAAUCGCGCUGAGACAGGUGCCCUGCUCCGUACCAAGCAACAGGCUGAAACGACGGCUGCCGUGCGAACCCAGGAGGAAGAGCUGGUGGAGGGCCUGAGAACCGAGUUCCAUGAAACUGCCUGCAAAAUACAGAGCUUGCAAGCAGAAACUGAAUCUCUGAGAACCUUGAAGAGGGGUCUGGAGAACUCUUUAUACGACGCCAAGCACUGGCACGACAUCGAACUGCAGAACCUAGGCUCUGUCAUUUCCAAGCUGGAGGCAGAGAUGGGAGAAAUCAAAGUAGAAACCGAGCAGCAGCAGCGGGAUCGUGAAAAUCUGCUGACCAGCAAACAACAGCUGGAGAAAGACAUUGCUGCAUAUCACUGCCUUCUGGAUGGAGAACAAAGCAGCUGAUUAUGAAACUUCCAGCCCACAGAAGACCAUUGCCAUUAAAGCAAAAGAAGAUGUCACUGCCAAUUAUAUUCGUGGAAGCUGAAAACCCAUCAAAGCAGCCUGCUUUAUUCAGUUUGAUUCAACAAUCAAAGUAGGUUGUAGCUUGAACAACUUUAUUAGACCCUCCUCAUGCAAUUGCUUUGCUUACAGAUUUCCAUUUACUCAUGUUGUUAAAAUUAUAAUAAAAAUAAAGAAUAUCA
Messenger RNA from Aquila chrysaetos chrysaetos, 1558 nucleotides. It is a transcript of the gene BFSP2, whose product is annotated as beaded filament structural protein 2. Gene Ontology annotation, biological process: intermediate filament organization. Bases 105 to 1319 code for a protein of 404 amino acids. The transcript has 7 exons. The record is from RefSeq and is a predicted model, not a curated record. NCBI's taxonomy places the organism in Eukaryota, Metazoa, Chordata, Aves, Accipitriformes, Accipitridae. Gene Ontology annotation, molecular function: structural molecule activity. Gene Ontology annotation, cellular component: intermediate filament.